Penicillium nucicola is the source of this 1953-nucleotide messenger RNA. RefSeq lists its product as uncharacterized. The record is from RefSeq and is a predicted model, not a curated record. NCBI's taxonomy places the organism in Eukaryota, Fungi, Ascomycota, Eurotiomycetes, Eurotiales, Aspergillaceae. The transcript has 6 exons. Bases 1 to 1953 code for a protein of 650 amino acids.
AUGGCCGUCAGGUCACCGCUAUCUGUCCUACCCUAUCGCGAUGCUACAAGCCCGGCCUACUACUCUCCCUCCUCGGCCCCAAUGUCUAUUGAUGGAGUUUCCUUCGACAGCACUGAGAGUUUCAACUCCUCGCCCAGUCUGACCAAUCAGAAUAUCGUAUCAGGGGCCUUGGACUCUAGUGAUGAGAACAAAACAAAUGGAGAUAGCUCGGCAAAGGCAAUACGGGGAUUGGGAACAUUCCCUCCGCCAGAGCUCACCAUCCAAACCGGGUAUACAAAUCAUGGCCUCGGCACAAGAUCGGAUGAGGAUGAACCCCCACAGUCGGUGAUACAUGCUCCAUCUGGGUUUGGAGACUUUGCCCCAAUGCAGCCCACGCUCGAGGGUCCCGACGAAUCGCAGUCUGGCUCCGAUGAACAAACUAAUCUAAUAAGUGUACCAGCAAAAAUCAAAAAAGGCAAUAGUCCAAUAUCACCUCCUCCGCUGACAACUACCGUUGACCCAACAUUUGACUAUUCGGAGAGAGCAACACCCCGGGCGCAGACGAUACACGAGUUCGAGGAAUUUGACCGACGUACUCGUUCAAGCAGUUUAGAGGAUAUCCCCGAAGGUACAAUGCCCAGGGCAAUUGAAAGCCCUCCAGCUACGAGAAGUACUAAUUUUGCCUUAGGACUAACCAGCAAAGACGCCGAGAUCAAUGCCUUGAGAGACGCUCUCGCUGAGUGUUGGACACUAUGCAAUACGCUGGCCAAUCUCAGUUACAUUCAUCGCGAACGUCUUUUGAAAUCAUACAGUGAUGAUAUGCAGGAGGAUGCGUGGAGGUCAUGUUGGCGACUUUGCCAGAAGCUCUAUGACACACGAGACGACGACUAUGCAUCCCAGAUUCACCCAACUUUGGAUCUCUGUCGAGAUUUUUGCCAAGCAUUAUUUGAAGCCCGAACCCGCGACGCUGAUGUCUCCGACUCGGUCUUACGGGUCAGCUUUGAACUGAAUAAUCAUCUGUACAACACUCACGACCGGAAUCUUCCUGAUGCUUUUCGCGAGAGAACUUUGGAUUUCUAUAUCACAUUAUGCCAUCGACUUAUGAAGCAACGGACCCGUAUAACUGAAACUGACUCUUUGCUGAGCGCUUGCUGGGCAUUGGCUGAGAUGCUGUUUAGCAUUCGCCAAAGCAAGAGAGAAGAUAAGCCGCUGGAUGAGGAGCUGCUAGGGUCAGCGGUCCAAGCAUGCUGGGAGCUUUGUGACAUUUUUCGCGAGGGUUGGACAUUGCACAACUUGCGCAAUUCCGAUCGAGGGACACCCCGGCCAAGCCAGACCACUUUCUCACAGGCAUUCCAUCAAGCGUCUCAGCAGUCAGAUAUUGAUUUUGGGGAUGAUCCACUGACUCAACUGGGGAACCCUGAAACCCCAACAACCAUCUUUGAGGAUGCAACCAUCUCCCCCGACGAGGCACCGAUCCCCAACAUUCUCGUUCUGGGAUACGGUAAUUCUCACAGUUCCCACACUAAGUGGUCCUCUAAUUCAUCAAACAUGUCAGAGAAGUCACGGUCAUCGGGACAUACGGCAUCCUCGGUCAACACUGUGACCACCGUCUCAGAGGACCCCAACCUCACGCGGUUGAAGAUUCUGAUCACCAGGGCUGCUAUCGACUGUGGAUAUCAACGUGGCGGUACCCAGAACCUGUCCUCGUUUGUGAAGUCUCUUCCCUCUGAUGCCUUCGGUUCUGCAGCCUGGCAAACUUCCUUGCUGAAGAAUUAUAAGAAAGUCGUGUCGUUUGAUCCAGCCUUCAGGAUCAUCGGCAUACAAGCUCGGGUAGGUGCCAUCGAUGUCGCACAUGCUUGUCAGGCGAUGCUGCAAGGUGGCCAGUAUUCCUGGCUUCGUGACCUCUACCGGUUUGUCUUCGGUUUCCAUCUGGAUGAAUCCAUGGGUCGCAAAGGUGUAACUAUCCAGACGUAG